UCAGCCUUCUUUCCCGUUCGGCUCGUGAGGUUCAUUCGGCGGCUGCCGUCGUGCUGAGGAAGUUGUGACACACCCAGGUUAUUAGCAGCGUCGCUGUCCGUCCCUCCCUUCGGGUGACGUACCCGGUUACGUUUCCUUCGUCACUCUCCCCUUCCCCCGUGUUCUCCACCCGCUGCCUGUGACGAGGCCGGCUACGUGUGAUGCUUCAAAGCACGGUUCCUCCUAGCAGGGUUGUGGACCAUGGAAGCUGUUGAAUCCCAACACAAUGGGGGCGAAGGUGAUGCGGGGUACUUUUUCAAGAAGCCAGAGCAGGCAGAGAUUUCGGGCGAUGAUCAGGGAACAAUAGUGGAUGUGGAUGACUCUUUGGGAUCACCAGGCGGGGUUGAUCCUCAAACACACACUGAGGUUAUCACGCAGUCAUCAUACGAAACAUCUUUUAAUGAUCCAUCGCCUAAUGGAACCCUGACCCCAACGACCGGAGAUGAUACAUUUGAAGAAGAAGGAACAGAGUCUCCACUUUCCACAACAGGAGGAUCUGCCACUAUUUCCUCCCUUUACCAUACAAACACAGGCCAAUACAUUGCUAUAUCUCAAGGAGGAAGAAUUCAUAUUGCCGGUCCAGGAUCAGAAGGAUUGCAAACCCUAAUAAUGGGACAUUCAGGAGCUUCACAGCCAGGAACUGCCAUAAUGCAGUACGCUGCGCAGUCACCCGACAGCCAGCGGCAGUUCUACGUACCCGGCACCCAGAUUGUUCUACAAGCUGCCGGUGGAGACAUUCCAGCAUAUGAGAUCCGGACCCCAUCUUCUGCGUUGUCCCAAGGAGUUCUAGUGGCAUCGUCACCGUCCAACAUGCAUAACCCUGAAGACCUUGCUGAAGAAGCCACACGCAAGAGGGAAAUGCGACUGAUGAAAAAUCGGGAAGCCGCCAAAGAGUGUCGACGCCGAAAGAAUGAGUAUGUGAGAUGCCUGGAGCGACGCGUGGCCAUGCUGGAAAUGGAGAACAAGAAGCUGAUGGCGGAGCUAGAGAAAUGCAGAAAGGCAUAACCUCCAGUAGUUUAGUCUGAUGACGGCCAGCACUCGAGCCAUCCAGCCUUCAAGCUGUCAGUCUCACAUUCCUGUACACGCCAAACACACCACACACACACACCACAAUACACUAUGUAUUUGCACUUGUCUAGCUGAAAUAAAUCCUAAUAUAGCUGAGAAAAGCGUAAGAUGUAAGAAUAGAAUGAGUUGUUAUAUUGUGUUGUUUAACUGGGAUCUUUGCAGCUUUUUCCAUAGUAUUUCCUACAUCCUAUAAAAUGGACGGCCGUGUCCAGUGAAUAUUUUUUUAAGGUAUUUAAAUUGGAUUUAAUAAAACUACCAGAAACUAAAUGAAUCUUGUAAUAAAACCAUUGUGCGCCCGACCAUAACUCAGGAAUUGAUGUAAAAUGUUACGCAUCAUAAGACCAAUGCCGCUUCUUUAUGUAUGAUGUCACUCAACGGCUGUAAGAAUGUACAACUCCGCAAGAUUUAUAAGAUAUUUUUGAAUCUGGCCAUGUAUUUCUUGUCAUUAAGCGCAGCGAAUGAACAUAAUUUUUAAUAGAACCAUGUUCGCAAAGUA
Molecule: messenger RNA, 1603 nt
Organism: Spea bombifrons (plains spadefoot toad)
Lineage: Eukaryota; Metazoa; Chordata; Amphibia; Anura; Pelobatidae
Product: cAMP-responsive element modulator-like
Exons: 7
Coding region: 241-1044 (267 amino acids)
Biological process (GO): regulation of transcription by RNA polymerase II
Cellular component (GO): nucleus; ATF4-CREB1 transcription factor complex
Molecular function (GO): DNA-binding transcription factor activity, RNA polymerase II-specific; RNA polymerase II cis-regulatory region sequence-specific DNA binding
Source: RefSeq, a predicted model, not a curated record